Molecule: messenger RNA, 1772 nt
Organism: Hibiscus syriacus
Lineage: Eukaryota; Viridiplantae; Streptophyta; Magnoliopsida; Malvales; Malvaceae
Product: cytochrome P450 CYP749A22-like
Exons: 5
Coding region: 74-1612 (512 amino acids)
Molecular function (GO): monooxygenase activity; oxidoreductase activity, acting on paired donors, with incorporation or reduction of molecular oxygen; iron ion binding
Source: RefSeq, a predicted model, not a curated record
UUGACUCCUCGAAAAGCAGAGCUCAAAAGUCAAUGGUGAGUCAAUUGUUUGCAGAAGAUAACUGAGUGCCUUGAUGGAGCUUGUAAUUCUUGUCCCAUCUUCUUUCGUCCUCAUAGCAAUAAUAAAGUUCCUGUAUGAUUACUUGUGGAUACCUCUGCGUGUACAGCGCAUACUGAAUUCACAGGGAAUCAAAGGACCUCCUUACAGAUUCAUCCACGGAAAUGACAAAGAAGUUGCCAAAAUGAGAAAGGAAGCAUCAAGAAAAACUCUGGGUUUGACAGAUGAAAUAUUUCCAAAAGUGCAGCCACAUAUUUACACUUGGAUCAACAGAUAUGGGAAGAAUUAUGUUUAUUGGAAUGGAUUUCGAGCUCAACUUGUGAUUUCAGAACCUGAACUAGUAAAACAAGUUCUGAAAAAUAAUGAAAAUGCUUAUCCAAAGAAGAAGCCUUCGAUUUAUAGUCGCAUGCUAGCGGGGAACGGGCUUGCUUUAAUUGAUGGUGAAAAAUGGGCGAGGCAGAGGAAGCUGGCAAAUUACGUUUUUCAUGGGGAAAGCUUGAAGAACAUGACACCGGCAGUAAUUGCUAGCGUUGAAACAAUGCUUGAGAAAUGGAAAGGUCAAGAAGGCAAAGGGAUCGAAGUGUUCCGAGAGUUCAAAUUGUUGACUUCCGAAGUGAUAUCGAGAACAGCUUUCGGUAGCAGUUACUUGGAAGGGGAGAAGAUUUUUGCCUUGUUGAACAAGUUGACUAUAAUUGUGGGCCGAAAUUUUUUCAAUACCACAAUUCCUUUCAUCGACAAGUUAUGGAAAUCUGCUGAUUUGUUAGAGUCAGAAAAACUUGCAAAAGAAAUACAAGAUUGUGUUAUGAAGAUUGUUAAGAAAAGAGAAGUUGAAGUUGUGAAUGGAGAAGCUGAUAGCUUCGGCAAUGAUUUUCUGGGAUUGCUUCUAAAAGCCUUCCAUGAUUCGGACGAGAAAAACAAGCUUUCACUGGAAGACUUGGUAGGUGAGUGCAAAACAUUCUACUUUGCAGGACAUGAAACUGUUAAUUCCUUGCUAUCCUGGACAGUCUUCGUUUUAGCAAUCCAUGGAGAUUGGCAAGAAAAAGCAAGAAGAGAGGUGAUUCAGAUAUUUGGUAACCAAAAUCCACAUCCUGAAGGCAUCGGAAAACUCAAAACAAUGACCAUGAUCAUUAAUGAAACUCUAAGGCUGUACAGUCCAUUGACUUCGAUCGUAAGACAAGUUGGAAGAGAAGUUCAGUUAGGAAAGCUAGUCCUGCCUGCAAAUGUGGAUCUUCUGGUUCCAAAUAUGGCACUUCACCGUGACCCUCAUUUGUGGGGAGACGAUGUUCAUCUUUUUAAACCAGAGAGAUUCGCAGAAGGGAUUUCCGGAGCUACCAAAUUCAACGCGGCUGCAUUUUUUCCGUUUGGAUUGGGGCCUCGAUCUUGUGUCGGUAUGACCUUUGCAACCACUGAAACGAAGAUUGCUCUAUCCAUGAUUCUGCAAUGCUACAAAUUUACCCUUUCCCCUGCCUACGUCCACUCACCAAUGACUAUUCUCACCCUUCGGCCACAGCAUGGCAUUCAAAUAAUACUCGAGUCACUGCAUAAGGAUGCUUAAAGUACAGAGCAGCUAAGGACUCAGGGUUCGACUCAGUUGGGGCCAUAUAUUCACCCUUACUCGGUAAUAUUAAGCGUAUGUGGGGUUUUCAGCAUUCACGUCCUUCUCUUAUUCUGAAGCUUUGUCCUCUAUAAAGAAAGAAAUGUACACUGUUGAUGUA